Podarcis lilfordi (Lilford's wall lizard) is the source of this 8202-nucleotide messenger RNA. The record is from the annotation of a GenBank genome assembly. NCBI's taxonomy places the organism in Eukaryota, Metazoa, Chordata, Lepidosauria, Squamata, Lacertidae.
AUUAAAGCGACGGCUGCUGCGGCAGUAUGGAACAAAAUGCGCGGGAGACGUAGCUCGUAAAGGUUCACUUGUGUGGAAAGGACUCCAUCUCCCAUAGUGCACUGCGGGUCAGUCAGCGAAAGGGGUGUCGAAGAGGUGAAUUCAAGCGGGGGUUCAAACACGGAGCAACGCCGCCGCACGCUUUAUCUCGAGCUCUAAGCGUCUUUACUGGUUUCCUUUUUUAAAAAAAGGCGAAAAAAGACUGGAAGGCCUUUUGUGUGUAGUGAGGAGGGAAUACUCCGAAGCGGAAGUGACGCCAGAUAGGCCGGAAGGAGCGCGGGAGCGUGAGGGGAACAGCGUCCCCGUUCUGCUUCCGAGGUCAGAGGUCGCGCGGCUGACUGAAGAGGCUGGUCACGAUGCUGAUCAAAGUGAAGGUAAGGGAGGCUCUCAGCGGUUCCCCACUGGGGAGAGGGGUGGAAGAAGACCCGGGGGGGGGUCACCUCCUCGUGCCCCGGGGCAUGACGGGAGAGCUUUGCGGCUCCCCUCGCCCCUGCCGCGGUGCAUUGUGGGGCACCUGCAGGCACACACCCCCCCUCGUCCAGCCCUGGUUGUGUUGCGGGUGGGGCUCCUCCCCUGGCCAAGUGCAGAAAGAGAGGCUCCUCCCACAGCUUCCUCCUGCAGGCAGGAGGCAAACAGGUAGAGCUUCUCCUCCCCCCCCCGUCUUUUCACUGCGCUUGGGAGCGCUUCACCUGCUGAAUUUCCGCCUGCCAUGGAUCCUGACUCCCUCACCUGGUAGGUGCCUAGGCUAUGGAAAGGCUGGUCCAUGUCAUUUCAGACUUCAAAACGAAGCUGGGUCGGAAUAAAAUAUCACAGGAGAAUAAAAGUGCAACUUCAAUGCAAUAUUAAAAGGUCAAAAUGGGGGGGAAUCGCAGUUUGUAAUUUACUUGUCUGUCUGGGUCAAAACCUAAUCAAAAUCCUCGUAUGAUAGCGGGGAGCUGAUAGUCAGAUAUAUAAGCCUUGGGAGAUGCCCAAAAUUUGGGAGUCGUUGAAAAGGCGCAAUUGCCAGAGUACCACAGCUAUAUAUACUAACUGGCAAGUAAGUAAGCUCACGGUCAUGACUGAGAAGCCAACUUAAACACUUCAUUUUGACAAAACUUUUGAACCUAAUUUCUGUCACCAAAUUGCACAUAAUAAUUUUCUUUUGACCACUAGAGAACAGCAAUUGGGUUGACCCACAUUUGGUCUUUGAUAAAAUUUGUUCUUAUUUAUUGGUCAGAUAAGGAUUUUGAUCAGGCUUUGACCUGAAUAGACAAUUUGUUACUGCAUUGUUUUGUGAUUUUAUUUGGACUGCAUUUUUAUAUUGUUACAUUGUAUUAAAGUACGUUAUUUUCCUAUUAUAUUUCAAAGUAUUUUACAUUUUUUUUAUUCCUACCCAACUUAGCUUUUGAGUCUAGUUUUGCAGAUUGGAGUAAUAUACCGUAUUUUUCGCCCUAUAGGACGCACCGUCCCAUAAGGUGCACCUAGUUUUUUUGGGGGGGGGAAAUAAAGGGGAAAAAAUUAUUUCCCCCCCAGGCGCGGGGCUGGGGAAGCCAGAGCUUCCCCCGACCCCAGCCCCCAAACAGGCAGCUCUCUGCAAGCCGUGGGAGCCCAGCGCUGGCUCCCGCUGCUUGCGGAGAGGUCCGCGAAGCCUGGACGCGCUGAGCUCAGCGCGCGCAGGCAACUCUCCACAAGCAGCGGGAGCCCAGCGCCGGGCUCCUGCUGCUUGCGGAGAGGUGCACGAAGCCUGGAGAGUGAGAGGGGUCGGUGCGCACCGACCCCUCUCGCUCUCCAGGCUUCAGUGAAAGCCUGCAUUCGCCCCAUAGGACGCACACACAUUUCCCCUUCAUUUUUGGAGGGGGAAAAGUGCGUCCUAUAGGGCGAAAAAUACAGUAUCCUUUCAUGUGUUGGUAUAUAGCAUUCAUGCAAAUGGGAAAUUUUAGAUUUUAAAAAAUAUAUAUAUUAAAACAAGAAUAAACAGAAUAAAUUAUCCCUUUGCCCAAAAUUUUGUAUUUAUGAAUAAAAUAUACUAAUGUGGUAUAUAAAUUGUUUACAGGGCUGUCUUUUAAAUAGCAUUUUAAUUCAUUAUUUAAGGCAUUUUUUCCUCAGCUGGCCUACAAAUGGGAAAAAAAAGACUAGAAUAAAACAACAGUUUCAAUGACAGCAGUAUAGUGAGCCCAUCAGAAGCUUAGAUUCCAUCGGAGACUAGGUUAUAAACUAUUGAAUUAUGGGUGCUGGUCCAGAAUUUGGUAUUCAGCUCCACAGUUUAAUGAGCAGCUCAAAGAUGGUGCUGAAGAGCUCCACUCAGUGGUGAAACUGGAGGAAAUCAUUUUCAGCUGCAAACCCAACAUUGAAUUUUGGAGCUAUUGCCCAAGGUACAAUUUUUAAGUAUUUUGUCACUUAAUGCUGGGAUCAAAUAGAGCUCAAGAGUUCUGCUGGAACAGAGAUAGCAACCUUUUUUGGCAUGACUGUUGCUAGCACUGCUUCAAAGGUGGGAAAGGUGCCAGGGGAAUUCAUUGAACUGGGGUGCCACCACCCAGAAGGCUCUAGAAUAGGCUUCCCCAGACCUUGUGCGCUCUAGACAUUUUGGAAUACAACUCCCACCAGCCUCAGCCAGCACAGGUGAGGGGACUUGUAGUUCAAAACAACUGAAGGACACUGGAUUGUGGAAGACUCCCCGUACAUCUUAUACCUUGCCUACAGUUGUUCAUAUUGUAGGGGCACUCACAAAAGAGCUUCCUUGGAUGUUUUUGCUGCACUGGGGGGAGAGAAUAAGCAGGAAGAGGUGCUCUGUUCAGAUGGAGUUCUAGGCAUUACCUUUAAGCAUCUUUUCCUUUUGCUUUCUCCUCCUUGUUGGCAAACUUUCCGCCAAAUGGGGAGCUACCUGCUCUGCGUGUGAAUCUUGAGGCUUGCUGAUCAUCAGGCCGCACCCCAGGAAUCCCAUUUCAUGAAAAAUGCUAAUGCCACAGUCUUCUGUUGACUUGACAGGGCUUGCUUCUGUGUUUAAGAGCCAGCAGCCGUGCAAAGGGAAAUGGUUAUAAACCAGUGUUUUACAUUUCCCCCAACUGCCUGCCUCUAACUUCCUCUGGUGUUCAGAUUGGAGAUGGGUGGAGAGAUUGCCUCCAGUUUCAAAUCUGAGUUAUGAAUUGCCCCAGGGCAGAACUGGAAUUAGCCGGGAAUGCUGGAGUGAGGGGUUCUGGGAUACUGUCUCUGGUUCAUGGUGGAAGAAGAAAGCCGCAAGCUCCAGUUCUGAGCGUGAUCAGAGAGAGGAAGGUUAUAAUGAAUUGUGUCCGGGGAAAUGGUGGGAGCUACGGACGCGGGUGGCGCUGUGGGUUAAACCACAGAGCCUAGGACUUGCCGAUCAGAAGGUCAGCGGUUCGAAUCCCCGCAAUGGGGUGAGCUCCCAUUGCUCGGUCCCUGCUCCUGCCAACCUAGCAGUUCGAAAGCACGUCAAAGUGCAAAUAGAUAAAUAGGUACUGCUCCGGCGGGAAGGUAAACGGCGUUUCCGUGCGCUGCUCUGGUUCGCCAGAAGCGGCUUAGUCAUGCUGGCCACAUGACCUGGAAGCUGUACGCCGGCUCCCUCGGCCAAUAAAGCGAGAUGAGCGCCGCAACCCCAGAGUCGGCCACUACUGGACCUAAUGGUUAGGGGCCCCUUUACCUUUACAAUCCUGAUGCAGAAUGAGAAGGGAGUUUGGGGAGGGCCGUAAGCUCUCAAAAAGCACCCAGCCCCACCUUUCUUUGGGAGCAGCAGGAGGAAAAAAUGUCUGUCUUCUAGCCUUCGCUGCCUGAAGAGGUGGCUGGAUCAUUGUGCGGGAGAUGGGUGGCUGCUAGUAGCUGAGGCCUCUCUCUUUCGUUGCAGACGCUCACCGGAAAAGAGAUUGAGAUUGACAUAGAACCCACAGACAAGGUACCUUGGGCAGACAAACAUGGCGGGUGGGACGGUGGUGAUGAUAGCGGUGCCCUGCACCUACCAGGGGAAUCACCUGUUUGGUUUUUCCAUUCUAGUGUAUGGAGAGGGACAUGUCAUUUGCCCUGGUGUGUGGGGCUGGUUUGCGUCACUGUGGGUCCUGCCCAGCCCCUUGCACCAAGGCAAACAACAUAUCUCUCUCUUCCUCAAGUCCAGUUUUGCAGAACUGGCUGAGAUCAAACAGGCCCACUUCCUGUUGAACUUCCAGUGUGAAACAGGCAUUUUAAGUGAGGGUUCCUUUUUGCAAUGUAUGCUGUAUCCCUGCUGUACACCUCUUAGAAACUACAGCAUUAAGUGGUACGUAAAUUAUUCUCUGAAGAUGAAUGGAUUGAUCCAAUUGUGGAGGGAAAGGGGCUUUGUCGGUUGGUACCCAUGUCCUCUUUCUUCUGGCCCCCACCCACCCAGGCGUGGCCUGUUACCAGUCUGGCCAGAUGGUGGAGCUAUUCCUCCUCUGCUGUCUUGCUCUCAGGUAGUGGGCGAUGAGACAUGUUUGCCAAGGGCGUCCGUCCUCUUGAAAGGACAGCCAGGACUUUGCUGGCCAAGCAUGACAUCUCCUUCAUCAGCGCAACUGAACCACAAUGCCCACCCGCCUCCCAGUCACAUUGGUCCCAUGUGAGAAACAUUUGAGAGGUUCUUUUUUUAAAAAAUAAUUUUUAUUAAGUUUUCCAUUGAACAAUCCAAUCAUAUCACAUUAAUUAUUCCAAAUUAUACCAAUACAUAUCAUAAAGUCCAAAUAUUUCGCCAAAUUAUAUAUUUUUGUUGGGGGUUCCCAUGCUUCGAGUUCAGUAACUGAACGAGAAACAUUUGAGAGGUGCAUCAGAUCCUUCUGGGCCACAUUCAGGAGCUUUUGGGGCAGAGGCCACAAGGACAUAGCUGUCAACUUUUCCCUUUUCUUGCGAGGAAUCCUAUUCAGAAUAAGGGAAUUUCCCUUAAAAAAGGGAAAGCUAUGCAAGGAUGGGGAGGCCCAAAUGCUCAGAUGUUGCCCUUUGUGACAGCGAAACGAAUUGAAAGAGUCAAGCAGGCCGUUUUCCCCCCUGGGAAGUGAGUUUUCCCUCCAUCAGCCUUGCCCACUAGUGUUGAUGUGAGGUUGCAGCUAAAAACUGCUCUGGAUAGACUGUGACCCUUUUCUGUUCUCCUCUCUCUCUAUCUCUCUGCCCCCCUUCCCCCCCAGGUGGAGAGAAUAAAGGAGCGAGUGGAAGAAAAAGAGGGAAUCCCGCCACAACAACAGCGACUCAUCUACAGCGGCAAGCAGAUGUGAGUCCACCAGGAUCAGUGGCUGCUUCCCAGUGUAUUGUGGGGAAUGCCUGGCUUUUGUAAUACUGCUAGAGUAGAAGCAGAGGCUGCCCUAGGGCGUUGCGGGAUAAUUGUUUUAUAGGACGGUGGCCCUCAGGUCUCAUCAGGCCAAGCCACAGCACCCGGCCCUACAGGUAUGGGGCUGGUGAAAACCUGGCUUAGCCGUGGCGGGGGUUGCAAGCUUGGAAAACGCAGGGCAAAGUGCUGCAGUAGACAGCUUUUUGGAAAGGCAUGGCAAUAAUAAUAGUAGUAGUAGUAAUAAUAAUAAUAAUAAUUUUAUACCCUGCCCUCCCCUGCCAGAGCCGGGCUCAGGGCGGCUAACACCAAUAAAAUUAUAAUAAAACAUAAUUGGGCUGGGAGACAAACAAAAACCAGUUUAUUAAAAUGCGGGUUAAAAUACCAUUUAAAAUGCAGCCUCAUUUUAAUAGUAGCCCAUAAAUCAAAACCUUAAGGGGAGGGAAACAUAAGGGUCAGGCUGAGUCCAAACCAAAGGCCAGACGGAACAGCUCUGUCUUGCAGGCGGAAAGAUGCAAGACCCAGCUGAUUUGUCAGCCCCUUUCAAAAGGUUGCAGAGCGCUUUGCAAAGCAUUUUACAAGGCUAGCGUGCGACAAAAAGUCACCUGAUGCUAUUGUGGCAUCAGGUGAUUGGCAGGUGGCGGCCCCACGAGGGGUGGAGGAGAUAACGAUCCGGCUCACUGGCAUUUCUGUGCUGCCUUUCCAUGAAAAAACACCCCCAAAGGUGGAUAGCGACAAUAACAGCCGCAAUAUUUUAUAUAUUAGAUGUAUAUAUAUAUUUUAAAAACAAUAUUGCAAGAAUGCCAUAUGAUCAUGAGGGGCUAAGAGCAGAGAGAAAAAAGCCAGUUUAGAAACAUGAUUUCAUUUAAAAGGCAUAUUUAAACACGAUAGCAGCAGAAGAAAGCAGUUGAGGUCCAGUUGGCCAAAUACUUGCUUUAAAUGGAAAGGGUUUUCCCUACUAGAAGAGGGCUAGACCAGCCUCCCUCAGCAGGAUGUUCCAGAGUUUGGGACCAGCCACUUCAGUUGAAAUCCCUGCAUUUCAGGGGGUCGGACUAGAUGACUCUUGGGGUCCAUUCCAACUUUACGAUUCUGCAAAAGCCCUUCUUCAAGUUCCUGCCAAACACAUUCCAUAUAUAAGUGGGAGAGAAACAAGAUUAAUAAUAACAAUAAUUUUUUAUUUGUAUCUCGCCCAGCCGAGGCUGGACUCAGAGCAGCUAACAUCAUAAAACAACAUAAUAUGCAUAAAAUCAGACAUCAAUUAAUUAAAAUACAUCUUAAAAUUAAUUCAGACAAGUUAAAAUCAGGGCAGGUGGCAGUUAUCAGGUUGGAGUUGAGAGUGGUUAAUACUUGCCAGGACCAACUGUUUCCACUGAUCCUACAAGGAUCUGUGAGUGAGUUGGGGGUCUCCUUUGGGCUUGUUUUAUACAAAGGAAAGUAAGUCAAACUGCAUCCUGCCCAAAGGCCUGGCAGAACAGCUCCAUCUUGCAGGCCCUGUGGAAAGAUGCCAAAUCUUGCAUUGUCUCCGGAAGAUCUGAGCACCCCUGGCCACCUCAGAAGUACAGUUACAAUGUACCUGGGUGUAUUAUAUGGCCUGUUGCUCAACUAUACAAUACAUCCGUGCAGACCUUAUCCCAGCCUUUGCAAAUCUGGAGCCCUCCAGAGGUUUGAGUCUUAGGUAGGGGAACGCUGGGAAAGAAAACUACCUUGUGCAAAAAUGUUUGCCUCAGUUAAUAAUGAAUGAAGUAACAUUAUUAUGGGCCAAGCCCAUUUUCUUCCUUCAACGAUAUCUUAUUGUUGGAGUAUGAGCAGGGUAAAAAUAUUAUUAUUACAGUGGUACCUUGGGACGCGGGUGGCGCUGUGGGUUAAACCACAAAGCCUAGGACUUGCCAAUCAGAAGGUCAGCGGUUCGAAUCCCCGCAACAGGGUGAGCUCCUGUUGCUCGGUCCCUGCUCCUGCCAACCUAGCAGUUCGAAAGCACGUCAAAAAGUGCAAUUAGAUGAAUAGGUACCACUCUGGCGGGAAAGUAAACGGCGUUUCCGUGCGCUGCUCUGGUUCACCAGAAGCAGCUUAGUCAUGCUGGCCACAUGAACUGUAUGCCGGCUCGCUCGGCCAGUAAAGCGAGAUGAGCGCCCCAACCCCAGAGUCGGCCAUGACUGGACCUAAAGGUCAGGGGUCCCUUUACAACCAAGGUACCACUGUACUACUACUUGGUAAGUGACAGCCGUAAUGUGUUGCGCUGUAUUACAUGCCUGUUGCUGGACUACGCCAGUCUGUAGAGCCCCAGCCCCUGGGGCUUCUGGGGGUUGUAGUCCAGAACAUUUGUAGGACUCCAGCCUGGCCCAGGGCGGUCUAACCACUCCUGCCUUCUCCUCUUCCCAGGAACGACGAGAAAACAGCCGCCGACUACAAGAUCCAGGGCGGCUCUGUGCUCCAUUUGGUCUUGGCGCUACGAGGGGGAGGCCUGCGAUGAUAGCGCACCCGUCCCUCGGCACGUCCCCCUCUCCCUCCCCACCUCCCCACAAAGGACAGAUCUGCCGUUUGCGUGUGGGACACCGCCAGGCUGCGCAUAGCUACCCUCCAAAACCCUUUCUUCCUCCCGGAUCCAGGAAGAAAAUGGGUGCCGCUGCCGCCCACCACUCCAGAGAUCUUCCGCAAGCUGUCAUUUGAGGGAGGUGCCAUUUAGCAGGGGCUUGAGAGGGGGAGUCCAUGGUUUGUUGCCUUCCUGGGGGAUUCCGCAUCCCGCCGGCCCCAAUCCUGAUGCAUUUCCACCCCGGCAAUGUCUCAAGUGCUGCCUAUGCUCGUUGGCUGUGUUUUGCCUCCCCUCGUUCAAAUGUCCUUCUCCCUGCCCACUCCCCCUUCCCGCAGUUGAAAUGGCUGAAUGUUAAAUAAAGGUGUUUCACGUGGUUUCUUGA